UAUGUCACUGCCAAGAUCAUCGCGAAGACGUUCUUCCGUUGCGGAUGGAGACGAAAACAUUACAAAAUUACUGCUGGCAGCAAAAACUCAAAAUAUAAUUUCUAAACGUCGUGGAUCGGCUGUUUCUAUAGAUUCUAUUCCACCUAAUUCUGUCAUGAUUGAUGCUACUAUCACUACUACGAAAACCAUCCCCUCCUCCAGAGAUAAAAUGUUAUCUUCAAAUUCAUCUGAUUUAUCUUCAAAAACGCAUUAUGCAUCUCCCAGUCAAUUUUCUGACAUUGAGGACGAUAAAUUUUCCAAAAUCAAUAAGAAAGAUUUGUUGCCUCGUCGAACUCUGUCACAGCAUGUUCAACAACAACAAUGUCUACAUUCGAGAUCUUUAUCUCAACCGAUUCCUUCGUUAUCACAGCAGCGACCUUUAAUUCCUUCAGCCAAUUAUGAUAAUCAUAAUCAAUAUAAAUUACGAACUGAAUUAUCUUCGAAAAAGUUAUGUCGGUUUUUUGGUGAUAAACCUCCCAUCGAUAUCUGUGUUAAAGAAAUCGAGAGAGAGGGACUUAAAGCUAUGUUACAUUCCAAGAUUCCUUUAUGUUAUUUCUUGUAUUCGUUGCUCGAAGAAUAUUCUUGCGAAAAUUUGUUCUUCUUUCUCGAAGUAGAACAAUUUGAAUCAUUUGAAUACUCUAAUUUAGCUCAGCAAUAUACGAUAGCUCAACACAUAUUUGAUACUUAUUUAACAAGAAACUCUCAAUUUGAAGUAAAUAUUGACGACAAAGUUAGAAAAAGUGUUAUAUCAUUUAUUAAAAGUCAACGUGAUCUAAGGCGUUGCUUUGAUGGCGCUAAGAGGGCUGUAUUUGUACUAUUAGAAUCUAGUUUUGCUAGAUUCAUUCGAAGCAAUACUGCUGAUCUUAUGAAAAAGGAAAUAGGCGAAACAACUACUCAUUAUUCUAUAAAAGCACGUGAUUCCGCAAUAUCUUUGCUUUUUAGUUUUUUCGAUCGUCAAUAUUCUUCGUCACAGCCAUCGUUG
This is a messenger RNA of Racocetra persica, 1021 nucleotides long. NCBI's taxonomy places the organism in Eukaryota, Fungi, Glomeromycota, Glomeromycetes, Diversisporales, Gigasporaceae. The record is from the annotation of a GenBank genome assembly.